AUGAGGUCAGCAGUUCCUCCCGCCAAAAUCCGGAAAACCGCCAGGCAAUUGCAAGUUGACAGUGAUGGAUACAAGGGAGACGAGGAGGACGAUGAUUAUGGCGUGUCUGUGGAAAGUGAUGCUGCAGCGGGAAGUGGACAAACUACCGGUGCCACCUCUUCAGCUGAUGCCGAUAUUGAAGCAUAUGUUGCCGCAUACAUGUGCGAGGAGGACUUGGUGUUCAUCAAAUCGCUAUCGAAAGGGAUGCGAACAAACUGUCCUGUCAAAGGAUGUACUGGCAUCUCCACCACCAUAGCAGCCUGUGAGUCAACCCCGACCACCCCUGCCUCUGUUAGUGAUGUUAUGAACACGCGUGGCAUUCGCCACCCAUCCGAUGCCCUACUUCCUAAUACCAUCAGCCCUAGAAACGCCCGGGAUCCAAGUCCUACCUACAACCAGAACACUCAAAACUCGCAGAGUCCGAAUCCGAUGUAUUUGCCAAAGGCCCAAAAGCAGCAGCCGGAUUCCCUUCCUGAACCCACCUUAGAUUCAGACAAUCCCUGCAUCCAGCCAGAAGCAGCGUCAUUUCAGGAAGAUGAUCAAACCACCUCUGGACCAGCUGUGGGUGAUGACGACCCCUUCUCCCAGCCAUAUGCUGUUAGAUAUAAGGAAGAAGACGAGGGUGUGGGUAUUACGCCGUAUGCUGUUGCCUACAUGUGCCAGGAUGACACUGAUAACACCGACCAGACGGACACAAAAACGCCUUCAAGCAGCAACAACGAUACCGACAACACGUUGAACCAGAAUCCGAUGUUCGUGCAGAACACGUUGAACCCGAAUCCGAUGUGUGCACAAAACGCAUUAAACCCGAACCCGAUGUACGGGCAAAACGCAUUAAACCCGAAUCCGGUGCCUAAAGUUGUCCAGGAAGCAGGCUGUGUGUGUACAUCCCGCUGGGUUUGCGCUGCUGUAACCGCUGCCGUCAUUCUGGUGUUGUUGAUCCUCGUCGGGACCCUUGCCGGGCUGUACCUGAAUACUAGAGAGCAGCCGACACAGCCUGUGGACACUACCAACACCACUGAGAGCUACACGGGACACGUCAAGUCGACGCCAAUCGUGUUUGGUGGAGAGGGCUCAUCACCCGGGCAAAUAAGCGAUCCCAACGGAGUGGCGGUAUCCGCUGACAAUGAGAUAUAUGUCGUCGAUUUAAACAACAAACGCGUCCAAGUCUUCAGCAUGAAUGGCACCUUCCUCCGCCUCUUCCCACCGGAAGUGCCUGGCGGGAACGGCCAAGCAAUGCCAAUGUACCCUACUGAUGUGGACAUUGAUGACGAGGGUCAUAUUUGGGUGGUGGGGAAAAAUUUCCCUACAAGCGGUGCUGUGCAUGUGGUACAGUACGGUUUGAACGGCAUACCGGUGACCACAUUUGGCGUGCAACGUUCUGAUUGGUUCCCCGUCAUUGCAGUUAACUCGCGCUAUAACAGAAUCAUCGUGGUAGCACAUUACGAAGUGCUCAAGUUCAAACCAAACGGUUCGUUUGAUGGAAGUUUUGUCAAGGAAGAGGGCGCAGAACUGCGGUACGGCAGACAUCACAUCACAUCAGACAGGGACGGUAACAUCCUCGUAACGGACACUUCUCUCCCCGGUGUCAAGGUGUACGAUCAUAACGGACAGCGCCUGUUCUCGUUCCGCACUGUCAGCGUCGGUAAAGGUAAGCCUAGAGGCAUUUGUAUGGACCCCCAGGGUCACAUCAUGGUGGCUGACUCGGGCAACGGGCGGGUGGACAUGUUCACAAGCCGCGGGAAGUUUGUCCGUACGGUUGUGAACGUUACAAACCCGUGGGGCAUUGCCUUGGGACCGGGUGGACAGUUGGUGGUAACUGACGUAUCUAACUACAUCGUGACAAUCUUUCCACGAUGGAUGGUAUUUCCGGACGAGUAGGAGACUUUCGUGUAGAUGUGACUUGUCGGCUUGUACACCAGGCCUUGCCCACUUUGCACCUUACUUGAUGGUCUUACUUAAUGGAGAAUUGAAAUGAACUAGUAAUGAUAUGUUAUAUAGGGGACCUUCAAGUGUUGACACUAAUUCAUUUGUUACA
Branchiostoma belcheri (Belcher's lancelet) is the source of this 2077-nucleotide messenger RNA. RefSeq names its product protein wech-like. NCBI's taxonomy places the organism in Eukaryota, Metazoa, Chordata, Leptocardii, Amphioxiformes, Branchiostomatidae. The record is from RefSeq and is a predicted model, not a curated record. The transcript is spliced from 5 exons. Gene Ontology annotation, biological process: negative regulation of translation; proteasome-mediated ubiquitin-dependent protein catabolic process; protein polyubiquitination. Gene Ontology annotation, molecular function: ubiquitin protein ligase activity; translation repressor activity; protein binding. The coding region runs from base 1 to 1920 and encodes 639 amino acids.